CAACAUGCGCCAUUUUCAACCAGCACCCAACGACAUUCAACUGACACCGCUCUCUUGGGCGAAAUGGCAGUUUAACGGCUUGCGGCGGUCCUAGCAGCAGCAAAUCCAACAGUGCAUCAACCCAGUGCACUGCUUCAACUUCAUAUUUGUUAAAAUGACGUAAGUAUAUAUUUGUUAACGAUUUUAUUUGUAAGCAAGUGGCUAGCUAACGUGAAUCCGUGACAGCUCAAUGACGUCAAUGAGCUCUAGCCUCAAUUUGUGAAGCUAUUAGUUAAUUGCCUGCUUAUGUUGUGUAGCGAAGUAUUUUAUAAAUACAUAUAGUAUAACUUGCCGUAAGGUUGCCAUUCGCCAGACAAAUCCUUGGAAUGACAUUGGAUACAGACGUCACGAGUCAGAUCAGAGAAUGUUACAUUAUCUCUUUCGGGCAAAAUGGUCAGUGAGCUGUUAACGUUACAUAAUAAUAGCGCGCGAUAUUGUCACCAAAUAAAAAAUAAAUAAAAAGGUGCUAAGAUUUUAUGUAGUUUUCCAGGAAUGCCAACGUGGCAAACAAAAUGGUUCGUGAUCUUUUUCGAACAAAAUGGCGAUAUAAUCAGUGUUUUAAGGCGGGAGGGUGAACACAAGUGUGGCUGUUGGGGUUUGGGAGGCGGAAGCAACAAUCUCAUUCGCUAGACACACUUCCAUUCUGACGAUGGUUGCUGUGGAAACUGACUGACCUCAUUUGGCGCGUGUGCGAGUCACAAGACAAAGGCAGGGAGGGUAUUCAGUGCCAGUGCAAGGAGGUGUGUUGUGAAAUGGUAGGGGCAGUGUCGUGCACAAAAUACAUUACAGAUAAACACAAGUUCAGACUUAAUGUUUUUCCCACCCAAUUAAAAAUGUGUGCUGCCAAAUAUGACAUUACUCAAUCGCAACAUAACACCGCCGACCAUGACAUAAUAUAGAAUCAACAUAAAGGAGAAAAAUACCAUUUUUUGCCAACAUUAUGAGCUAUGGUUUACGUUAUUACAUGAACUCACCGUGUCUUCUGGUGUCUCUUUCCCAGGUCCCUUGUGGAAACCCUCAGCACUGCUGUAGUUGACAGCAUAAAAGAACCGCUAGACCUCUUACUGCUGUACCUACCGUCUCAGAUCCUAGUGACUGAACAACAGAGCUAUGACCAUGAUGAGCUCACAGUUUGGCCUGGACGAUAUGGAGGCCCUACUCUGGGGGCCUUCCUCUCUCAUGGCUGACCCCAUGGGGUCACUGCUCCACCAAGAUGAAGUUACCUCGAUAGAGGGGGGGGCUUCGUCCCUCUCGUCAUCUUCUCCUCUUCCCCUUCUCUCCCCUCCUCCCUCUCCGCCUUCGCUGCUCCUCCAGGAAGAGAAGGCGGAGGCAGACUUGCUGUCCUUCCCAUGGCUAUCUGCUGACGAGCUAGGCCACACCCAUCACAUUGGUGCAGAUGAUGGCAAAGGUGAGGACCACAACAUACUGUCCUCCACACGUAUGUUCAUGCUGGUCGACAGUGUGCAGAAAUCCAUAGCAAUUUAUAUUUUAUUCCCAUGAUCAGUUUUUUUGCAGUAUAGAAAAGGUAAUAGGUUUUAUCAUGAAUAUAAAAACUUAGACUUCCACUUUGACAUUUUAUGAUCACAAAUUGUAAAUCGAGUAUUUGUAUUUUCAUAUUACUUUAGAUAUUGAGUAGUUGAUUAACCUCCUUUUGUCCUCCGCAGAGGAUGCCUUUUCUGGCAUGGACUGGAUGGCCGAGAGGGUCGACCUGAGUGAGUUUGACCUGGACUCCAUUAUAGGUUCCCUCAGCCCAGACGGUUCCCCCAGCUCCCCUGAAGACCUCAUCGCUUCCUUUGAGUGUCCCAUGGAGCUGGACUCACUCCCCCUCCCUACUCUCAUGGACCUCCCCACCACCACUGAUCCAAUCCUCCCCCCAACCGUCUCACAGCCCCAGGAAGACCCUCAGGAGGAGGUCCAUUCACCUCCCCCCUGCGUACCCGAUGCCCAGGAGGAGCUAGAGAUCAAAUCGGAGCCCCAGUCCCCAGCCCCCUCUCCUCCAUCUCCCUCCUUCACCUUAGACGUGGGCAGUGAGGUGGAUGUCUCGGCGAACGUCAGCGAGCUUCUCCUUGAUGUUCCCCAGCCAGUCCCCAGCGUCGUGCUGUCUCUCUUCCCGACCCGCAUCGUCCUCCUCCUGGCCCCUAAACAGGAGGUCGGCGUCACAACCACCACCGUCACCAUCCCACAGAUCCUCUCCUCUGACAGUGACAGCAGCUUCAGCUCCUCCGAUCAGCUCAACCGGCCCUCCAUCGCCACAGCUCAGUCAAGGUCCCAAACCAGGAGCAAACCGUACCCAACAACCCCCAAGUCUAGGCCACAACAUCCAGACCAUCCAUCUCCCACCACUACAUCGAGUGGGAUAAUGAAGUCCUCCACUGGAGGACCCCCGAAGGAGAAGCUCAAGAAGAUGGCGCAGAACAAGACGGCGGCCACGCGCUACCGCCAGAAGAAGAAGACUGAGCAGGAGGUCCUGAGUGCGGAGUGCGACGAGCUGGAGCAAAGGAACCACAAGCUGGUGGAGAAGGCAGACUCCAUUGCCAAUGAGAUCCAGUACCUCAAGGACCUCAUAGAGGAGGUGCGCCAUGCGAAGAGCAGAAGGGCCUCGGCGACCUCUAACCGUAGUGUGUAACCCACCAAGUAUCCCACUAUCUAAGAUCUAUAAUGCUUUUCGAAAUGCAUGUAUUGUAUUGAGACUCCCAAAGCCCAAGUUUUAUUGACCUUUGACCUUCCUGCGUGUCUAUUCCUUUAAGAGUUUUUAAAGAGACUAUUGUUCUUGUAGCUUGAGCUUUUGAUGUAAUCCCUGAUCUCUUGUAUGAAAACCUUAAGUAUUUUCCGAACAGUAAAACAGUAUAUUGACUCAUGUAAUUCGUCUGAUCUUUUCUAGUCUUUGUCAUUGUUUAUUCUUAUCAAUAGAUGUGUCUAUAUUGCUGUAGAAGUAUGUAGUCUUAAAUAGGUUUAGAAGCCUCUUCAUAUGUAUUUUUACUGUAGUCUGAAUCGUAUCUAAAUGUAUUCCUUUCAUUAUCUAUUAAAAAGUCAAAUCCA
Messenger RNA from Coregonus sp. 'balchen', 3078 nucleotides. NCBI's taxonomy places the organism in Eukaryota, Metazoa, Chordata, Actinopteri, Salmoniformes, Salmonidae. The record is from the annotation of a GenBank genome assembly.